AUGUUGGUUGAAUGUAGAUUUUGUUUGGAAGAAUUGGAAGUUGAAGAAGGGGAUCAACAGCAACAUCAACAACAACAACAGACAUCAUUGGACGACGUAGACCAACCAUUGGAAAAGGUUUCAUCAUCAUCAUCAACACAAUGUCAAUAUAUGGAAUUUACACCAAUUCGUGUCUAUAACUUGUCACCUUCGCAACUCCAUUAUUGCGUGGUCAAGUUGCAGCGUCGUGGUGUACUCAAAAACCUGCCACCCAUUUAUUCGCACAAUGAUUUUUCCAGAAGUAGCUAUUUCGUAUUGCUUAUCAUCAUGGGUACAUUGUCCAUGUUGAUGUUACCAUCAACUCUACCAACUCAGCAGUUGUUACAACCUCAACAACACUAUAUUUUGCAAUCACCUCAUCAUCAUCAUCAUAAAAGUAUAGUUACUACUACUACGACCAUGACUACUACCUCUACUACUGCUGGUGAGGUAGGUGGAAUAGGAGGAGGAAUAGGAGGAGGAGGAGGAGGAAUGUCAGUACUCUCAAUCAGUACUCAACACCACCAUCAUCCCCAUAUACUCUCAUUUGACAAUCACUCUUAUAGUCAUCGAAACAGUCUCUUGUCUACCAUUUUAAAGGCUCCCAAUCAUUUAAUCCAAGAUCUUUUUUCAAGUUUACCAUUCAAGAUUUUAAAUAAUAAUUUAAAAUUAACCUUGGAUCAUUUUUCAAUUGACAAUCAAAAUAAUCAAAAUCAAAAUCAAAAUAAUAAUAAUAUAGAACAUAAUAAUAUAGUUUAUCCAUCAACUAGUACAACUACAACUAUAACCAAUCAAUUGGAAUAUGAAAUGAAAACAAAUAUUCAAUGUCAAAUUGAUAAUAAUGGAAUUGGUGUUUUAUCAAAAUAUCAUCCUUUAAAUUGUUUUAAAGAUAAACAUCAAAAUAAUCAAAAUAAUCAAAAUAAUAAUAAUGGAUUAUUCAAAGUUGAAAAAGAGAAAAAUCAAUUUAAAUUUAAUAAUAAUCAAAAUAAUCAAAAUAAUAAUAUUCCAUAUAUAUUAAAUUUGGAUCAUUAUAAUAUUCCAUCAAAUAUGAACAAAUCUAAAAAUGGUCUUUCAAUGACAACAACAACGACAACAAAGACAACAACAACCCAUCAUCAUCAUCAUUUAUUAGAAUCUGUACCCAUUUCAACAAAUCAAUCACCUCUAAUUGAUUUGUUUUGCAAUAUUAUACAAAUAUGUUAA
Messenger RNA from Cavenderia fasciculata, 1221 nucleotides. RefSeq lists its product as uncharacterized. The coding region runs from base 1 to 1221 and encodes 406 amino acids. The transcript has 2 exons. Lineage: Eukaryota; Evosea; Eumycetozoa; Acytosteliales; Cavenderiaceae. The record is from RefSeq and is a predicted model, not a curated record.